Messenger RNA from Triticum aestivum (bread wheat), 3570 nucleotides. RefSeq names its product chaperonin 60 subunit beta 4, chloroplastic. NCBI's taxonomy places the organism in Eukaryota, Viridiplantae, Streptophyta, Magnoliopsida, Poales, Poaceae. Gene Ontology annotation, molecular function: ATP binding; ATP-dependent protein folding chaperone. The record is from RefSeq and is a predicted model, not a curated record. Gene Ontology annotation, biological process: protein refolding. The transcript is spliced from 16 exons. The coding region runs from base 1 to 3249 and encodes 1082 amino acids.
AUGGUUGAUGACGACAUCCUCCUCAGCACGCUCACCGCCGUCCUCAACAAGGACUUCGGUAACGCCGCCUCCAACCUCUCCCUCAUACCGGAGCCCUCCUUCCCCAAGUUCGUGGCAUACUUGCAGAUGGAGGAGCGCCAGACGAAGAGGGUCAAGAAGCGCGUGCAGCACCACACCCUCGCCGCCGGCACCUCGCGUGGUGCCCCUCCAUUUGCCGCCCCGCCCGCGCCUGCGCCCCGCCACCAGUCGGCGCCCCCCGCGCCUCCGGGGUUCUACCCCCUCCCGCCCGCACCCCCCGCCCCUCCCGCUGCCCCCAGCAGCCGCAGCAGGGUGGCGGGCGCCGCGACAACCGCCGCGGGGGCGGUCACAAACAGGCGCAGGGGGGGCUCGUCAGCAGCAGCAGCAGGCCACCCCGCCCUGGACUUACGGCACCAACCCGUGGACGGACGUCGUACAUGCAUACUCGAUGCCGGUUCCUCGGGCUCCCACUUCGGGCAUCCUUGGGCCUCGGCCGGCGAGCCACCAGGCGCUCUUCACUGCGCAAAACGCCGCCCCUACAUCGGCUACAGCGCCGCGCCCGCGCCUGCCUACGGUGCCGUGCCCGCCUACAACGCCUACGGCGCCGCUCCCGCGUCGGCCUACGGAGGGUUUCUCCCUCCCCAGGUACCGUCACCCUCGGCGUCUCCCGCGGUGCGAUUCGCCCCUUCCUCCACCUCUAGCAAACCGCCCAGCCGCGCACCGGGCUUGGCCCUGCCCACGCUCCCGGCGCCGGCGGCCCCCUCGGCCGCCCCCGUCGCCGCGCCCCCUAGCGCCUCCUCGGCCGCCCCCUCAGUCGCCCAUUCGGCUGCCCCCGGCGCUGUGGCCCCGCCGGCCGCCCCCGAUGCCCCGGCCCCUUCGGCCGCUCCGGAGACCGGCUCGAGCUCAUCCUCGCCGGUCCCCCCCUCGGCUCCGCUGGCCGCCGCUGCACCUCUCACCGGUGUGGUCACUCGGGCUCGAACCGGGACGUUUCGUCCCAGCACGCGCUACACCUCCGACGAGUACGCGUGUGCCGCGUCCACCUCGGCCCAGUCCCCGCUCCCCACCUCCGUCCGUGCAGCCCUUCGGGAUCCGAACUGGCUUGCUGUGAUGCGUGAGGAGUUCGACGCCCUGCAGCGCAACCGGGACCGAAUAGGAUUUACCCGCAAUGGCAGCCACCCGUCUCUCCCCACGCGGGCUGAAGAAAACCCAGCAACUGCCGGGGCCUCGCUUCGUCCAGCUCCUCCGCCGCAAACAACUGCUGCCUCGACGUCCUCGCCGUCGCCCAAUUGGCGGGGACGCCGGGACGGGCCGGGACGGGCCGGGACUGGCAGAGUAGAUAUUUCUUUCAAGGACGCUUUUUGGCGCGACGCAACCGCGUAUCCACGGCCUUCCUCCCAGCAACAGCAGCCUUAUCGUUGUCUUCACCCCCUCCAACCUCUCACCUCUGCACAGAGAGGCACCAUAUCGAGGAUGCCGCUCCCUCCGUCCCCUCCCCCCUCCCUCUCCAGCAAGCCCCCCACCCUGCCCUUCUCUCCCAAGAAGACGCCGCCGAUGCCCGUCUACAAGGACCUGCACUUCAACCACGACCUGUCCGCCACCAAGAAGUUGCAGGCUGGCGUGGACCUGGUGGCGCGGCUGGUGGGGGUCACCCUGGGUCCCAAGGGGAGGAAUGUGGUGCUCGCCAACAAGUAUGGCCCUCCCAAGAUCGUCAACGACGGGGAGACGGUCCUCAAGGAGAUCGAGUUGGAGGAUCCGCUGGAAAAUCUAGGAGUUAAAUUGGUCAGACAGGCCGGCGCCAGGACGAACGAUAUUGCCGGCGAUGGGUGUACCACUUCUAUAAUCCUUGCUCAAGGCCUGAUUGCUGAAGGAAUGAAGGUUCUUGCUGCUGGAAUGAAUCCGGUUCAAAUUGCGCGUGGCAUUGGGAGGACUGCUGAUGCUUUGGUUUCUGAACUCAAGUUGAUGUCACGGGAGAUUGAAGAUCAUGAAAUAGCACACGUGGCUGCAGUUAGCGCCGGAAAUGAUUACGCUGUCGGAAACAUGAUUUCUGAGGCUUUUAAAAGAGUAGGCAGGGAAGGUUUGGUUAGGAUUGAAAACGGGAGAAGUACUGUAAACAGUUUGGAGGUUGUUGAAGGAAUGCAGUUUGAACGUGGUUACCUCUCACCUUUCUUUGUGACUAAUCAUGCGAAUAUGUCCGCGGAGUACACUGACUGUAAGAUCCUGUUGGUUGACAAGAUAAUUUCUGAUCCAAGGGAACUUUUAAGGGUAUGUUUUAGUGCUGUAAAAGAAGUUUUUCCAUUAUUAAUAAUUGCUGAGGAUGUCGAAGAAGAAGCAUUGGCUACUUUGACGAGAAACAAGCUAUCCGGGAUGAUCAAAGUGGCAGCAAUUAAGGCUCCUUCUUUCGGUGAACAAAAAACCCAAUGCUUAGAAGACAUUGCAAUCAUAACAGGAGGUACAGUAGUGAGAGAUGACAUGGGAUACACACUAGAAGAGGCAGGGAAAGAGUUCUUAGGCUCUGCUUCUAAAGUAAUAGUCAAGAAAGAUUCAACACUAAUUGUUACUGAUGGAAGCACCCUUCAUGCAGUUGAGAAAAGGGUUGCUCAGAUAAAAGGCCAAGUUGAGAACUCAAAGGAGACGUACCAGAAAAAGAUACUGGGUGAGAGGAUUGCAAGGUUAUCUGGUGCAAUUGCAAUCAUUCAGGUUGGUGCUCAAACAGUCAUUGAGCUGAAAGAUAAGAAACUGAGAAUUGAAGAUGCCCUUAAUGCAACCAUGGCAGCUAUUGAGGAAGGUGUUGUAGUUGGUGGUGGAUGCAGCCUACUAAGAUUAUCCCAGAAGAUUGACAUAAUCAAGGAAUCAUUGGAUAAUUUAGAGCAGAAGAUUGGUGCUGACAUCUUCAAACAUGCUCUGAGCUACCCUACCACACUAAUAGCUAAUAAUGCCGGGAUGAGUGGCAAGUUCGUCAUCGAAAAGGUGCUGUCAAAUGACAAUGCAAGUUAUGGAUACAAUGCUGCCAACGGCUGCUAUGAAGACCUGAUGGCUUCUGGAAUAUUGGACCCAUCAAAGGUUGUGAGGUGUUGCAUAGAGCAUUCUGCUGUUGUUGCCAAGUCUUUUCUCACCUCCGAUGUAGUGAUCGUGGAGGCGCAAGAAAGCAAACCGGUUCGCGUAAGGCCCCCGAUGCCCCCUAGGAACCUGAUUCCCCCAAUGCCUGCAUCAGUUUCAGGUAUUCGAGUCUAGCAUGCACGCUCUUGUUUGGAGCCACCACAAAUGUGCCUGGGAUGAAUAAUUUUGUGGGCAAGUCCGUCAAGAUAUGAGCUGGAAGAAAGAUAUACUACUACUUCCGUUUAAACAUUGCUCUUAACAAGAGGGGAGCGAGGGUCCUCCUCAGGCCGUGUGUGCAACGUUUUCCUCGGCAGAGAAGAACUCGAAAGAUGCCAACCAGAGCGCCCAUGGGGGCUCUCCGGGAAGUUCGUACAGGCAUUCGCACUACAGCUGCGGUUCAAUGUAGUGCACACUGACAAGUUUAUGCGAGCAAAUAGCAUCCCAUCAUUUUGCUGA